UUGUUCUUUCCAAGCUCAAGGCCUUUGCCGUCGCGGUUCCUGCUGCCAGACAGACCGCUUCCAACGCGCCAACACCCAGUUCUUUGUACAGGUGGAUCUGACCCUGAUACAAUGAUGGGAAUUGUGGAGCCAUGCAAGGAUCAGUCAGAGAUGGUACUUGUUUUAACAUGGAAAGAUAUAACAUUUACAAAUGGAAGCAUCAUCCAGCACUUACUACAGUUUCUUGGUUAUCACGACCUAUUGUCCUGCUAACAAUGAGCCAAUAGCAAGAGUCCGACAGGCUAGUGUGGCUGACUAUGAAGAAUCUGUAAAGAAAGCAAGAGAAGCAUGGAGAGUCUGGGCGGACAUUCCUGCUCCAAAGCGAGGAGAAAUAGUGAGACAGAUUGGUGAUGCCUUGCGGGAGAAGAUUCAAGUACUAGGAAGCUUGGUGUCUUUGGAGAUGGGGAAAAUCUUAGUGGAAGGUGUGGGAGAAGUUCAGGAAUACGUGGAUAUUUGUGACUAUGCUGUUGGCCUAUCACGGAUGAUCGGAGGACCCAUCCUGCCUUCUGAGAGACCCGGCCAUGCGCUCAUUGAGCAGUGGAAUCCUGUCGGCCUGGUUGGGAUCAUCACUGCCUUCAACUUCCCCGUGGCGGUGUACGGCUGGAACAAUGCCAUCGCCAUGAUCUGUGGCAACGUCUGCCUUUGGAAAGGUGCUCCGACCACUUCCCUCAUCAGUGUCGCCGUCACAAAGAUAAUAGCCAAGGUCCUGGAGGACAACAAGCUGCCUGGUGCGAUUUGUUCCUUGACUUGUGGUGGAGCUGAUAUCGGCACAGCAAUGGCCAAAGAUGAGCGAGUGAGCCUGCUGUCCUUCACCGGGAGCACUCAGGUGGGGAAACAGGUGGCCCUUAUGGUGCAGGAGAGGUUCGGGAGAAGCUUGUUAGAACUUGGAGGAAAUAACGCCAUUAUUGCUUUUGAGGAUGCGGACCUCAGCUUAGUCGUUCCAUCAGCUCUCUUUGCCGCCGUGGGGACAGCCGGCCAGAGGUGCACCACUGCAAGGCGCCUGUUUUUGCAUGAAAGUGUCCAUGAUGAAGUUGUCAAUAGGCUUAAAAAGGCCUAUGCACAGAUCCGGGUUGGGAACCCGUGGGACGCUAAUGUUCUCUAUGGGCCACUCCACACCAAACAGGCAGUGAGCAUGUUUCUUGGAGCAGUGGAGGCAGCGAAAAAGGAAGGAGGCACAGUGGUCUAUGGCGGCAAGGCCAUGGAUCGCCCUGGAAAUUACGUAGAACCGACCAUUGUGACAGGCCUUGCCCACAAUGCAGCCAUUGCACACACAGAGACUUUUGCUCCAAUUCUUUAUGUCUUCAAAUUCAAGAAUGAAGAUGAAGUCUUUGCGUGGAAUAAUGAAGUAAAACAGGGACUUUCAAGUAGUGUCUUUACCAAGGAUUUGGGCAGAAUCUUCCGCUGGCUUGGACCGAAAGGAUCAGACUGUGGCAUCGUAAACGUCAAUAUUCCGACGAGCGGCGCUGAGAUCGGAGGUGCCUUUGGGGGAGAAAAGCACACUGGCGGAGGCAGGGAGUCUGGCAGUGAUGCCUGGAAACAGUACAUGAGAAGAUCUACUUGUACCAUCAACUACAGUAAGGACCUUCCGCUGGCCCAAGGAAUCAAGUUUCAGUAAAGGUGCUUUAAAUUGACUUUACUUCAAGUCUUCCAGGUAUUCUUGCAGCUCUUUCUUCUGAAGAAGACAAAGAAAAUUAAGAUUUGCCCUGAAUAAAUGCAUCAUUUUGAGUAUGACAGUGGCUAAUCCUUUAUGCUCCCUAGGUCCUGACUAAAUCAAGAGACUCAUUUUUUAAAAAUAAAAAUGGUCAUGGCAUAGCCGUAUUUAGUAAAAAGAUAAAAAAAAUGGAUUUUUAUGUUACUAGUAGUCACUAAUUUUUUAAAAGUUCAUGGUUAUAAUUUAGGAAAAAUAGUACAUGCCAUUUUAGGGAUCUGGAAAAAUAGAACAAAAAUAAUAGAGAAGAAAAAAGAAGUCUUCUCAGUAGAUGCAGGAACAUCUGAGCAAGAAAAGAAUUCCCCGGUGAGUGUUGGUUCACACUGCCCUCCACUAGCCUGUACUGGAAGAAAGGGGUAUAUCCUCAUGUAUUGGGGGCCAUAGCACAGUGCCUGUGGAAUGGCCUGUUCUGUGAAAAACGACUAAGGUGUUCAUCACCACUAUGAUUUCUCUUGCUCUCGGUGGCUUGUGUCACCACAGGAGAAGUUUGUGGGGGACGUAGAUGUCACUCCUGCCCUGGAGCCUGCACCUCCCGUGGACUUGGCCUGUGCAGGAUUCUAUAGAAAGCGUGUCUGGAUUUCUUCUGCGGCCUUAGGCCAUCUUCUUGAGCUGUUAGGCUUCUGCACUUGCCCUUGGGUUUGCUCUCGGAGAAGGACCGCCACGUGUGUGGCAGUGCGUGUUGGCAAACUGAGCAAAGUGCGCUUGCUCUUCGCUGAGAGCCCUCCGCCUCUUCUGGAGAAGCUGCCCAGGGGCCCUGCGGAGCUCCAGCUGGCCCGUGCGGUCCUCCUCUUCCCGGCAGUCCACCCCGCCCCGGGGCUGCUGCCGAUUGGACCGGGGCAGGCGCCUUUGAAGAUGACGUUUGUAGAUGACCUGAUGCAUCAGGGUGUAUGGAGAGAUUUUCACAGCUGGCAAGGAGUUUGGGGUUGUUAUGACAGCGAAGCAAGCAAAUGAAAAAACUAAGUUAUAAAUGUAUCUGGGAAGGAAAGGUGCUGUGCUCCACGGCCCAGUGUGACUCGUGUGCGCCGUGUGCUGCUCUCAGCCUUCAGUACUCAUCGAGCCCAGUGCUGAUGGUACACCUUCUGAGAAGGUGUGGGCGGGAGAAGUUAGGGAUGAGGCGGUUAGAAAGGAGGGCAGUUCUGUAUGCUCCAUAGUGGAACAUCAGUAAUACCUAAAAUUACAAAAGAAAAAUAGUAACAGGGUUAUAAAGAUAGGGAGGUAAAUUCCGAAGGAGGCAUUGCUUCGGGGGAGGUCAGGUGGGGGGUGGAGCUUGGAGACAGGACAGAUUGUUCUUUUUUAUAACAAGUCCUGUAGAGCUCUUUUGUUCUUUUAAAUCAAGACAAUGUAUAACUGAAUAAAAAUUAAAAUCAACAAAAAAAAA
Molecule: messenger RNA, 3125 nt
Organism: Miniopterus natalensis
Lineage: Eukaryota; Metazoa; Chordata; Mammalia; Chiroptera; Miniopteridae
Gene: ALDH7A1
Product: aldehyde dehydrogenase 7 family member A1
Molecular function (GO): aldehyde dehydrogenase (NAD+) activity
Source: RefSeq, a predicted model, not a curated record